Messenger RNA from Acipenser ruthenus (sterlet), 1459 nucleotides. RefSeq names its product small integral membrane protein 28-like. Lineage: Eukaryota; Metazoa; Chordata; Actinopteri; Acipenseriformes; Acipenseridae. The coding region runs from base 111 to 662 and encodes 183 amino acids. The transcript has 3 exons. The record is from RefSeq and is a predicted model, not a curated record.
GGAUCAGGGAAUCAGACAGUGAUUUGAUAUAAAUCUGUCAUCAGUGCUUUGGAUGGGCUUACUUUCACAGGCUAGCAGUCGCAGACACCACAGGCACUGGGUCUGGCAGCAUGCGCUUAUUGGAGAGCAGCUGGAUGAAGUUUGGACAUGCUGGUAGAGGAACGUAUGACUGGGUCACUGGUGUCCCACCACCACUAGUGGGAAAGCAAUUGCAGGUGGCUACAGUGCAGUUUACAAGUGCAAUUAAGAUGUUUCUAUUACAUAGUCAGCAUUGGAAUGAAUACACCUCAAGCAAUCACUCAGAUACAGAGGUAAUAUUCUACAUCGUCCUUCCCAUCGUCACUCUCCUUUUAAUUGGGAUAAUUGCGUUUCUGUUCUACCAGAGAUGUACUCGGAAAAAAACAAGCCUACAAAAUAUCAUCAUUGUAGACUUCCAAGGAUCGGACCAACAAGCGGAAUUCCUGUCCUCACUGAACAGGGACAACAAGCAGUUUCUCAGCACCAGUGAAGAUCUUUCUGAAGGAAUGUUUCUCAUGGUCUGUCUGCCACCACUGUAUGAAGAAACUAUAAUUAAAACCUCGAGGCCAAGCAGCACUAGCUCUUCCUGUGACCGUGUAUCACCCUGUAAAGUGAACAUAGAGGAUUUGGAGAUUAAAUCAUAGCUUUCAUCAGUGUUUGUCCACAUUUUAUAUUACUGAAACCAGGGACAAAACAUUGCAACAACUGGUGGUGCAAAAGCCUAAUUCUCUAGUCACUCAUGCAUUUCUACUCUGGAGGCUUAGGUUCAGAUCCAGUUUAGGUCCCCAGUUACUGGUGGUCUUAACAAAGCCACAAUACAGAAUGUUAUAAUUAGGCCUUCUCUGCUUAAGAGAGACCCAGGACUAAAUGUCAGGGGUGGGUUAGGUCACUAGCUUUUCUGCUUUUCAUGAUCACUAAAUUAAACAAUACCUUUUUUUUAAAUUUAGUAGUCACCAAUUGAUUUUACCCCAUUUUUUUCCCAAUUUGAAAAAUCCAAUUGUAUUUUAGGCUCUAGGGCGCAUCCUGCACUCCACGCAGACCGCCUUUACCGGAUGAGCCACUUGGGAGUCCAAACAAUACCGUUUCUAAAGUCAGGAAUUGAAGAACAGCUACAUAGUUUGCAAUACUUUUUAUGAUGUCAAAUUGUAAAAAAAAAAAAAAAAAAAAGGUAUUUUCUAUUAUAUUAUUUUCAGUUCUGUAUGUAUCAAAACAUUCUAUAAAUUAAUAUGUUACUUUCUGUUUUCACUGUGAAGUGUUUGGUCUCAGUUUUGAUUUUCUUCUAAGGCUUAAUGAAUGAUGGAUUAAUUCAUAAUAUUAACACCUUUACACAUGUGAUGCACUCCUUCAUGUAUGUUUGCUAAUCUCACCAUGUUUUGUGUUGCAUUGUGGUUAGAUCUGCCAGUAGUUAAUCCUCUGGACAUGGGCAAUCACUUGAGGCAUA